Molecule: messenger RNA, 1363 nt
Organism: Seminavis robusta
Lineage: Eukaryota; Bacillariophyta; Bacillariophyceae; Naviculales; Naviculaceae
Source: the annotation of a GenBank genome assembly
GGCAACAGUGGCAACACUCUUGUGGGACUGGCAACACUCUUGUGGGACUCAAUUUGAAAUCAAAUUCUAAUCCUGUUUUGGUAAAAUCGAAAGAACUGAAGAAAUAAGCUACAAAAAGUAAAGAAAUCUACCAGGUACCCACCGAAUGACAUUCAUGGCUUAGCUGGCUUCAUAAAGAUCCAUUCCGACUUGCGAAGUCUGAGCUUGCUUUUGCUGGGAAGGAAGCUGUGAAUGAGGAGGAAAAAGAUACAGUGUACACAAGAAAGGAGCAACAAUCGACCAUGACUCUGCACUCCAAGCUACUACUACCGGUGGUACUGCAGCAUGCCUUGCUGCUAUUGAUUUGUUCCGUUAUCCCUUUUGCUCACUGUUUCACCGUCUGUCCGAGGGUUCCUCUUCCCCACCAGCAGCAUCAUGGGACGCAUCAUCUUCCAUUAUUGUCGUCUUCCGCAAACAACAACAACGACACUAAUGAGGAUGCGAUUGUUGUGAAUCAUGUCACGUUGGAAUACUGUACGGGGUGUCGAUGGAUGGCGCGUGGAAUUUGGAUGGCACAGGAAUUAUUGACGACGUUCAACGAUGGUCCCCUGAGUGCCGUGACACUGGUACCCAGUCGACCUCCUCCCGGCGCCACCUUUUGCGUGACGCACACCGCAUUUGAUAGUACUAUUGAUGGUAGCGAGACGACCGUCCUAUGGGACCGCAAGGCGCAAGAAGGAUUCCCCGAACUCAAAGAAUUGAAGCAGUUGGUCCGAGAUCACAUUGAUCCCGACCGAUUCUUGGGACACAGCGACAAAGGAGACUCAUCCACCACUGAUGGAUCGGAGUCGGAGGAAGAAGAGUCCAUCCCCAUGCCAUCCAGUGAGGACGUACGCAGCGUCAUUCAAUCGCAAGUCAAACAGCCGCAUGUGGCCAUUCAAUAUUGUACGGGAUGCCGUUGGAUGUUACGGAGUGCCUACUUUGGCACCGAGUUGUUGACCACCUUUGGAGACGAAAUCAAUUCCUUCACACUCAUUCCCAGUCGACCACCGGAACAGGGAGGUAUGUUUGUCGUUUCCGUCAAUGGCAAAGUCAUUUGGGAUCGAGCUCAACAGGGAGGGUUCCCAGAAGUACCCGUACUCAAACAAAAAAUAAGAGAUAUUUUGGCGCCUAACAAGAGUCUCGGGCAUAGUGAUGAUGAUGAACAUCAGGGGGAGGGCCAUGAUGAUGAUGAUGAUGACGACCAAAUGGAUGACGACGAGGCAGCCGAUAUGAGAGCCUUUUAUGGUGUUCAAUAAUAAUGAUCGAAUUCAGUACAACCUACCGUUCCUACUGUACACCAAUAGCCACAACGGCAUGCAGCGUCCAGGGAAGUAGCAAGGAA